Enhydra lutris kenyoni (northern sea otter) is the source of this 5255-nucleotide messenger RNA. It is a transcript of the gene RPS6KC1, whose product is annotated as ribosomal protein S6 kinase C1. The transcript has 15 exons. Gene Ontology annotation, molecular function: phosphatidylinositol binding; protein kinase activity; ATP binding. The record is from RefSeq and is a predicted model, not a curated record. Gene Ontology annotation, biological process: protein phosphorylation. Gene Ontology annotation, cellular component: early endosome. Bases 13 to 3210 code for a protein of 1065 amino acids. Lineage: Eukaryota; Metazoa; Chordata; Mammalia; Carnivora; Mustelidae.
GGCGGCGGGAGGAUGACCUCUACCCGGGAGCGAGGUGCCGACCUGGCCCGUUUCUACACUGUCACCGAGCCUCAGCGACAUCCAAGGGGCUACACGGUGUAUAAGGUCACAGCCCGGGUUGUUUCACGAAGAAAUCCAGAGGAUGUCCAGGAGAUAAUCGUAUGGAAGAGAUACAGUGACUUUAAGAAACUACACAAAGAACUAUGGCAAAUUCACAAAAACUUAUUCCGACAUUCAGAAUUGUUUCCUCCAUUUGCCAAAGGAAUAGUGUUUGGACGAUUUGAUGAAACAGUUAUUGAAGAGAGAAGACAGUGUGCUGAAGAUUUGCUACAGUUUUCUGCCAAUAUCCCCGCUCUUUACAACAGUAAACAACUUGAAGAUUUUUUCAAGGGUGGAAUAAUUAAUGAUGGUUCUGAAUUGAUUGGUCCUGCUGAAGCUUAUUCGGAUUCCCUCGUUGAUAGCUUUCCUGAAUGUAGUACAGAAGGUUUCUCCAGUGACAGUGAUCUGGUAUCUCUUACUGUUGACGCGGAUUCUCUUGCUGAGUUAGAUGAUGGAAUGGCUUCCAGUCAAAAUUCUCCCAUUAGAACUUUUGGUCUCAAUCUCUCUUCGGAUCCUUCGGCACUAGGGGCUGUUGCUUCUGACAGUGAACAGAACAAACCAGAAGAAGAACGGGAAAGUCGCAGCCUCUUUCCUGGCAGUUUAAAAUCCAAGCUUGGCAAAAGAGAUUACUUGGAGAAAGCAGGAGAAUUAAUAAAGCUGGCUUUAAAAAAAGAAGAAGAAGAGGACUACGAAGCUGCUUCCAAUUUUUAUAGGAAAGGAGUUGAUUUACUCCUAGAAGGUGUUCAAGGAGAGUCAAGCCCUACCCGUCGAGAAGCUGUGAAGAGAAGAACAGCGGAGUAUCUCAUGCGAGCAGAGAGUCUCUCCAGCCUUUACGGAAAACCUCAACUUGAUGAUGUAUAUCAGCCUCCAGGAUCACUAAGUUCAAGGCCCCCUUGGAACCUAAGGAGCCCUGCCGAGGAGCUGAAGGCCUUCAGAGUCCUUGGGGUGAUUGACAAGGUUUUACUUGUAAUGGACACAAGGACAGAACAGACAUUCAUUUUAAAAGGUCUAAGGAAAAGCAGUGAAUACAGCAGGAACAGAAAGACCAUCAUCCCCCGCUGCGUACCCAACAUGGUGUGUCUGCACAAGUACAUCAUUUCUGAGGAGUCCGUGUUUCUCGUGCUGCAGCAUGCGGAAGGUGGCAAACUCUGGUCAUAUAUCAGUAAGUUUCUAAACAGAAGCCCUGAAGAAAGCUUUGACAUCGGGGAAGUGAAAAAAUCUACACUUACCAAAGUUCACCUUCAACAGCCAACUUCUAGUCCUCAGGACAGCAGCAGCUUUGACUCCAGAGGAAGUGACGGUGGAACCAUGCUCAAAGUUCUGCCGUUGAAGACUAGUCUUACUCCAAGCUCUCAAGAUGAUAGUAACCAAGAUGAAGAAGGCCAGGAUAGCUCUCCAAAAUGGCCAGAUUCUGGUUCAAGUUCAGAAGAAGAAUGUACUACUAGUUAUUUGACAUUAUGCAAUGAAUAUGGGCAAGAAAAGAUUGAACCAGGGUCCUUGAAUGAGGAGCCUUUCAUGAAGAUUGGAGGGAAUGGUGUUGAUACCAAAGCUACUGAAAGUUUCCCAGCACACCUUGCUGCUGGCUGUGACAACCCCAGCACCCAGCAGAUAGCUCAUGAGCUGAAGUUCUUUGCUGGAGAUGAUGAUGUAGAAGCAGUUAGUUCUCCAAGAACGUCAGAUUCCCUUAGUAGAUCUAAAAACAGCCCCAUGGAAUUCUUUAGGAUAGACAGUAAGGAUAGCACUAGUGAACUGCUAGGCCUUGAUUUUGGAGAAAAACUGUAUAGUCUAAAGUCAGAGCCUCUGAAACCAUUUUUCACUCUUCCAGAUGGAGACAGCACUUCCAGGAGUUUCAGUGGUAGUGAAAGCAAGGUAGAAUUUCUAGCUCAGGACACCAUUAGCAGGGGCUCAGAUGACUCUGUCCCAGUCAUUUCUUUUAAAGAUGCUGCUUUCGAUGAUGUCACUGGCACUGAUGAGGGAAGGCCUGAUCUUCUUGUAAAUCUACCCGGUGAACUGGAGCCGACCAGAGAUGGUGCAACAGUGGGAACGACUAAGUGUCCGCAGACCGACAUAGGCAUAAUUGAAAGUAAACUGUUGGAAGCCCCCGAUGUUUUAUGCCUUCAACUUAGUACUGAAAAACGCCAAGCAAGAGAAGAAGAAGGCACGGAGGAAUUGAGUGAUCCCUCUGGACCUACAUCCCAGAGUCUAGCGGAGAAACACAAUGCCCAGGGGGAUCUUGGGAUGUUAUUUGUAGCAGCUGCUGAUCAUAGUAGUUCAGGAGACGUGUCUUUGUUACACACCGAUUCUAAGUUCCAAGGACUUGGAGUGGUGGAGUCGGCAGUAACUGCAGACAACACAGAAGAAAGCUUAUUCCAUAUUCCUAACCCACUCUCAGGUGCUAAUGAAUAUAAUGUAAACACAGACACUUUAAAAACUGAAGAAGUAUUGCUGUUUACAGAUCAAACGGAGGAUUUGGCUAAAGAGGAACUGACUUUAUUUCAGAGAGACCCAGAGACUAAGGGAGAGAGUGGAUUAACCCUAGAAGGAGACAAGGAAAUACAUCAGAUUUUUGAGGACCUUGAUAAAAAAUUAGCACUAAACUCCAGGUUUUACAUCCCCGAGGGCUGCAUUCAAAGAUGGGCAGCUGAAAUGGUGGUAGCCCUUGAUGCUUUACAUAGAGAGGGAAUUGUGUGCCGCGAUUUGAACCCAAACAACAUCUUAUUGAAUGAUAGAGGACACAUUCAGCUAACGUAUUUUAGCAGGUGGAGUGAGGUUGAAGAUUCCUGUGACAGCGAUGCCAUAGAGAGAAUGUACUGUGCCCCAGAGGUUGGAGCAAUCACAGAAGAAACAGAAGCCUGUGAUUGGUGGAGUUUGGGUGCUGUCCUCUUUGAACUUCUCACUGGCAAGACUCUGGUUGAGUGCCAUCCAGCAGGAAUAAAUACUCACACUACUUUGAACAUGCCAGAAUGUGUCUCUGAAGAGGCUCGCUCACUCAUACAACAGCUCUUGCAGUUCAAUCCUGUGGAGCGUCUUGGUGCUGGAGUUGCUGGUGUUGAAGAUAUCAAAUCUCAUCCAUUUUUUACCCCUGUGGAUUGGGCAGAACUGAUGAGAUGAGCAUAAGACAGGGUUCUCUGCACACAUUCCGACCUUCUCUGUGACAGGCGUCCCCAGCACAGAGGCAGCCCUGCCUCGCACUCGCCGAUGGAGCACCGAGACCUUGGGAUAAAGACCUUUAGAGGAAAUGGAAGAAAAAAGGCUGAAAGAGAACACUUUCUUUACUGUUAUUUUCGGGACAGGAUAUUGGCUACACUUGCAAGGGGCAUUUACAUACAAGCCUUUAGACAAGGUGUGAUCUUUAUCUGCAAUUAGUGUUGCAGAUGAGUUGUAAACCCAACGGAAGAAGGAAUGCCCUUCAAGAACUUCCUCUAAAAGCUCCAAGUGUACAUGUAGGUGUUACUUGAAAGGAGGACCUUUACGUGGCAGCUAAUAGUAACUUUCUGCUAAGCAAGAUUGGCUUAUACGAUCAUAAUUAAUAUUUGCUGAAUAAUACACUAAAAGCGCUUCAUGAAUAGUGUCAUCUGUGGAGCUUAAAAAGUGAGAAAAAAAGAAUAUAUACAUCAUGCCUGAUAGAAAACAUGUACCAUGAUACUUUAUAAUUAGGGUAUGCUGAAUGUGGUUCCAUAUUGUUUCAUCCUUUCAGAAGCCCACCGAGAAGAAAACACUCACGUUGCCAACUUCAUAUGCUUUGUUGGUUAACUAUGGAAGGGUUCAUAUAAACACUUGCUGUCUCUCUUCAGCUUCAUCUUUCUGCUCCCUACACCUGUUGCCUUUUCUCUCAUAUCUGUUGCCCCUUCCUCUGCUAGUACAUUUGCAACAAAAAGGGAAGGGAGUAUUUACUUCCCCAAAUUGUAUCAGCUUAAUAAGGACUAAGAAAUCAUGAUUAUAAAAUAAACGUGAUAAAAAUUGAAAUCUCUCUUUCAUUUAAUGGCUUAAGUUUUUUGUUUUGCUUUGUUUUAGGAAGGCCUCUCCUUCUUUCCUCUUGGACUUUUAGCAAUUUCUGCUGCUUCUUAUGCUUAACUUCAUUUUAGGUUUUUGAUUUGGUAUAAUAAGGACCAAAGGAUCUCAUCUAAAUAGAAGUGAAUGGCAAUCCUAUUUUAUUACUUAGUGGUGGGAUUUCCAGGUCUGACCUCCUAAUCUACGUGACACGAUGUAGAAAGAAUACGAGUUUUACACCUCUCCCAACAUUUGUAUUUGUUAUUUCUGUAUGUUGCUACGAUAGCUCCUGCAUUUGUGCCUUGUUUAUAACAGCUUAAAAAUGUUUUUGAAGCAUUACUGUCUGUUUUUAAAACUUUAUCCAAAGGAGAAAGAAUAAGUCAGUUUUUCGGAGUUAGGAGCCAUCAGAAAUAAUGAAGGUCUUCCAUAUAUUUUAAUCCUUUGAGUUUUUGAGCUCUGUGUGGGAUCCCAUUCCUUCUCCAAGAGCAUCUCUACAGCUUCCAUCUGCCGUCAGCCGGGUCCUCCCACCGAAGUAAAUGGAAGCAGAAAAUGCUUUAGUGAAACAAAGGAAAUGUGCAAGCAUUUUUUUCUUUUUCUGUUUUCCUACCUCCCCCUUUUCCUUCUGGUUCCCUUAUAACCUGAACGUCAGAUGAAGGACUGCAACAACACCAGGAUGGCGAGCAGGUCACCAGGAUCAAAGCGUGAUCAAGAUGACAUCACUCCCUGGAACUGGGUUUCAGCUCACCAGCCCCCCUGGCCUCAUAACAGGAACUUGUGCAGGUGAGACCAAAGAAUGACUUCCUGUGUGGAACCAGUAGGAAAUCUGCAAGUACUUAGAGCUAGCCAUGGCAGAGCUUCCUUCCAGAAGUGCCCUCUGACAUGAAAGUAGGACUUCCCAGCUAAGGUGAAGCUCCCAGCCCCGCCACGUGAUUCUGGUUCCUUGGAUUCAGGACAGUAAUGUCGACAGAUGGCUGCUGUGACCGUGUGUUGACAGUUCCAUUGCUUCAAUUCCCUCGCUCUCUGUGUGGUUGGAACUUAAUGUAAAUACAUCAUCCAUAAUCAUGAUGGACAUGAAUUAUUAUCGUAAGAAACACGUAAGAUAUGGCUUUGGGGGUGGUGAACCCAAGUCUGUUUUUAUUUGAUGAUGUAUAUUAAAAUACUAGUAU